UUCAACCAAGAUGUCGACGAAAUGGCGCUUUUCGGGCUGUAGUAUUUGUAUUUUCCGUGUAUAAAUUUAUACUGGGCUGCUAAUGACUCGAAAAAUAGUGUUUUCUAUGGACUUUUGCGUAGAAAAACGAGUGAAAUUGUGUUCUGGCUUUAAUCUACCUCCGAACCACCAAUAACGGUUAAUAUCUUACCACGUUUUCGGUUCUUUUGCACUUGGAAAUUUGCCUGAUAGUAGUAGUAUUGUUUGAAACAUUUGCUGUUGGUUUCCAAGGAAAGCAAACUAAGGAGGCUUAAAGGUGUUCAGGCAACUAGUUUGAAGGCGGCUAUCUAGCCCAGCUUCCAACUUUCCAUCUGGCAUCUGCCCACAAACUGCUAAAAUCAGCAGAAGAUUUCAAUCCAAAAUUUGUGAAUGUGUGAACAGUUUUGCUUGCUAGUGAUGUGAGAUCUUGGGGCUAAAAUUGUGUUCAAUGUGUAUGCUAUGGAAGUACGUUCCAUGAGGUUAGAUCAUGGGCCAAUACAGACUAAUAAAAUGUCCUACCCUCCAAGACAACCCCAAAAUCACAGACCCAAUCAUAGUAGCCAAUCUAACGCCCAUGUGUCGGCAGCGGAGUUGUACAAAUCGUCCAGGUCACCACUUUCCAACAGCAGAUGCGCCUAUCCUCCGACCUCCCAGCUACAGCCUAACCCGCCGAAUAUCCCUCAAGUGCAGGUUUCUCAAAGGUAUCCCACACAAGGGCCGGCCGCCUCCGUCACCGCCCCCGCAGCUUCUUCCCUCCUUAGUCCGGCUACUGCCUACCACCGGCCGCAGCUGGACUACCGCCACACAAACAGGAUUUCGUUACUCCAUCCAGAAUAUGGACCUGGAGGACGCAGAGAGGCGGCAAGUGGAGGUGCAGGUGGACAACCUCCACCGACGUCAUCCUCCGAACAACCACUCAAAAAGAUUCGGUUGGCAGAUGAGAUGCAACCCCUGAGGAUUGAUACAAGACCUGGGACUUACAAUCCUCAAGUGGAAGCCAUCUCGCCUAUAUUUCCCGAACCUAUUUCUCAGGAAGACCAAGUAUUUAAAACGACUAAAGACAGGCUGAUUCAGCAAAUCAGCAAAGUGGAUCGGGAAAUCUUGAAGGCGGAACAGCAGAUAGUCAUCUUGAAGAAGAAACAAGCUGAAUUGGAGGAGGUAGCAAACAAACCAACAGUGAGCAAGGAAGUUGAAGAGGAUGCAGUCCCAAAAAAUCAAAGCCUACCACAGAAAAUUUAUGCAGAUAAUAGAAGAAGGGCUCAAAGCGCGCACGCUUUACUGGACUGUUUAGGGCCCAAAGUUGAAUGGCCCCUUUACAAUCAACCGACUGAUACUACCGUGAUCCACGAAAAUAUUCGUCGAAAUGUGAUGUUUAAAAAACGCUUAUUAGAAUACUUUAAGAAGAAACAUGCUGAGAGGCAGGCCAGAAACAAUCAAUUAUCGGCGACAUAUAGCAAGUUAAUGCAAGAAUGGAUUAGAAAGUGUGACAAAAUUGAGUCCAGUACAAAGAGGAAAGCGAAAGAGGCGAAAAAUAGGGAGUUUUUCGAGAGAACUUUCCCUGAAGUCAGACGAAAGCGUGAAAAUAAAGAAAGGUUUAAUAGGGUUGGGUCGCGAGUCAAGUCAGAGGCAGAAAUGGACGAUUUUUCCGAGCAACAGGAACAAGAUAACGCUGAUAGGCGAAUGCGCAGUUACGCCGUGAUACCUCCCAUCUUGCUGGAUCCAAAGGAAAAGCGCAUAAAAUAUACGAAUAAUAAUAAUUUCGUUGAAGAUAUGGAAGAAGUUUAUCAGAGUCGUCAAUACUUAAACAUUUGGACGGCCCAGGAAAAAGAAAUAUUUAAGGAAAAAUAUCUUCAACAUCCGAAAAAUUUCUAUCAAAUCAGCCAAGCUUUGGGCGAGAAAAAAUCCGUUUCGGAAUGUGUUAGAUUUUACUAUCUCAGUAAGAAGACUGAAAACUAUAAGCGGCUUUUAAGGAAAAACCGAAGAGACAAAUUGAGAGAAAAGAUGAGGCAAUCAAGGAACUCGGGGAAGAUUAAUAAUAAUGCCAAUUUGUCUGUUGUUGAUAACUUGUCGACAGGUGUCACAACGAGAUUGCAGCGAGAGCAGCAGCAGCGUACCGAAGGAUCAGCUCGGUCUUCUGAUACGUCUACGUCCGCUGUCACUGCAGUAUCAGCAGAGGCAGCUACUACAACGUCAUCACCUCCACCACCAGCUAUUGGAACUACAGCGGCUCUCAGCCCUCUCAAUGCAGGUGCAACGACAACGUCUAGUUCGACUUCGACAACUACAAGUGGUACUAACGUGCUGUCUUCCGAGUGGAGUGGCACAACUAUUACAUCAACAGCCCAGAUACCUACUUCGGUGUCCCAAUCAGUCACCACGAUUACCACCACGACUUCUUCGACUGCGGCUGUGACUUCUCUCAGUCCCUCGUCGCCAAUAUCUUCUUCGGUUGGCUUGACGACAACAGCAACAAACACAACGUCAACCACUGUGUCCUCAAUAGCCUAUGAGGUCUCGAAUCCCGAAAACGCCACCUCGAAAGAUAUCCAAGGCGUGAAAUUUAGUGAUUUUAAUUCGUUUGAGGACUUUAAUAAUAGGAAGAAAACAUUUGGGGACAAUUUGACCGCUCAAGCACCGGCAAAAGAAAAUGAAUUCGUAACCGGAGAUCAGAUCGAUCAAGAAACUACUCAAGACAAACGAGAUGGGGAGAGCACAUCUACAACCAGUGAAAACGUGUGUGAUCCUAGUGCAUCAAAUUCGACACCGACGCCAGAAAACAAGAAGAAAAAAGAACGACGGAAAGAAAACGCUAACAUGGAGUCUAGCGAUGAAGAAGUGGCAUCGAUGCAAGAUAAAAACACCCAAGGAAACUGCGCUGUCUGUAACGCUCAACUUGGUCCCCAAUUGCAUUCCCGACCACUUCAACCAAGUCAAGCUUCCCAAUACGGGCUGCGAGAAGAAGAAGUGCCACAUAAUUCUCGAGUAUGCAAUACAUGUAGAUGUAAAUCGGUGCGGUCUAGACACACGCACUGUCCAUUACCCAAUUGUCCAAAUGGCAGAGGUAGAGUAAAGCGAUUGCGUUCAUUUCCUUAUCGCCUCCAAGAUUUACCAUCGGACGUGCGAGAUCCAAUCCUAGCCGAAUUUCGGAUUCCCAGUGGGGUAACCAAAUGCUGCUCGGCCUGUUUCAUUCGAAUUCAAAGGCGACUGGGACCCGUGGAAGAAUGGCCCGAUGAUGAAGUGAAUCAGUUGAAGGUUGCUUUAACUGAACUGGGAGCCAACUGGCAACAAUUAGGUGAACGACUCAACAAAUUGGGCUUUCAAGUUCGAAGUUUUUAUGCAGCAAACCGGAAACGGCUCAACCUGGAAGUGUGUUUGGGAGAUCGCAAACCUACGUUAACAGACGAGGAAGAAUCCGGAUCUAGUACUUCAAGCUGUGAGGAGCCAAUGCGGGAUCGAGAAAGACACUCAAGCGAUACAACUAGUGCAGCCGAAAGUCCCCCAGUAAUACAGGGGAGCAAUCAAAACGCCCCUAAGAAAGAAGACUACGAUUCAAGUGCGACUGAAACAGCUGAUGAGGCGCAAACCGAUCAUUAUCAAGUCGCCACUAUAACGCCAGUUUGCAAUGAAUAUCAAUCUCGUCCAGCAGAAAGUCCUCUCAGUGUUAAAGAAUUGAUGAUGGACAUGAUAGAGAGAUCCUUGAAUAAGGCAGGUGGACAACAGCCGGUACCAGUCCAAGGCCCGGGCAUGACACCAACGAUAUCUUCUAUACUGAAUAAUGACGCUAACGAAGUUACUAUAGUUAGCGAAUAUAGUUUGAAUAGUUUACCUAAUAGAUCGCAGCCGCCACAUCAAUCUCGAACAGACAUCAGCAUAACUAAAUUGGCCAAUACCAUCGGAGCAACAAUUACACCAGUAUCCGGUCCUAUCAGGUCGCAACCUGAGCCUAUUCAGACGUCCCGGGAUGAUUUAGUGGUAGUACAAGUGCCGGACAAUCGGGAGCCUAUGUCCGAGACUUUGGAUCUAAGUAUCAAGAAGCCAAGAGAGCCGAUGCCACCAACACAUCCGAAGCAUGUUCAGUCAUCAAUGCAUAGAUCAGACCCCUAUAUGUAUCAUCAAGAAAGGAAGAGCCCAUUUGUACGCACUUCACAGGUAAAAUUGCCUAAUCCGCAACCUGCAAAUCCAAAGACCGGUUCGAUCACCCUGGGAACCCCAAUUAUUAAUCAGCCAACCCGUUACGAUGCAUUGCUUCGACAGACCAGCGAUAAAAUGGGAUCAAUAACAAAGGGCACACCUAUUCAUCCAUCACAUGCCGUGCAGCAACAAGAUAAAAGGAUGUUCGAAUACUAUCCGAAGCAAGGAAGAAUGCCUAGUCAACCGAAUAUUGCUCAGCAGCCGCAAUACCAAUAUGCGACACAGCGCACCUCUUACGACCAACAUAUUAAUUCUCAAAGGAAGUUGAUAUUUGAUGAUUAUAUGACCUCUCAACAAAUGCAGAACCGAAGACCAGAGAAGCCACAAUAUUAUCCUACCAAUAGUUCGCAUCGCACUCCACCUCCACCACAGCAGAGUCAACAACGGCAGGGUGUAAUUCAAAGGCACACUAGACCACAAUAUCAUCCGACUCCUCCUGGACACGAAGCGUUAUCUACGUUAGUGGAGUUGUCCGUGCAGCAGCCAAGUCUACCUGUUCCUACUGCUCCGCAUGAAGGAUUAGGGAAAUCAAUGGCGGAUAAUAUUAUGGAACAGCCGCACAGGUUGCAGAUUCUUCAGCAUCAGCAACAAAUGAGGCAGCAGCAACAGAGGAUUGAAGAGCAACGCCGAGUCGCAUACCAUCAGCAGCAACAGCAUCAGCAGCAGCAGCAGCAGCAGCAACAGCAGCAACAGCAACAACAGCAGCAGCAGCAGCAACAGCAACAGCAACAUCAGCAACAACAGCAGCAGGCUAGACAGCAAGGUCGAACUGAUCCAAGCACUAUGACUGCUGCGAGCUUGAUAGAUGCAAUAAUUACUCAUCAGAUUAAUCAGACCGCUGAGACUGGCCGAGGCGAUGUUGUUUCGAAUUCCCGAGAACCACCCCGUGCAGGUGAUUUGCUAUUCCAGGGAUUUCAGAGAGACCCGCCAGUCAGUCAGGACAAUGGAUUAAGAAAUUCCUCAAUUAUUAAUGUUGAUUUGGAUAAUGAAAUAGUUAAUAAAAACUUAACUGUGAAGGAGCUCACCGAUUCGGUGAUCAGUCACGAUUUUAGUACUCGAACCAACGCCUAUUACCACAUGCAAGAAACGGAACAGUGGAAGCGAAGAUUGCAAGCCCAGCAGCAUCAAAAGGACGACAGCAAGCGAUCUGCUACACCUCAACAAUCUGUUCAACAGCAGCAACAAGACGAAAGACAGAUAAUUCGCAUUGCCCAACCGCAAAAGUACCAUCACGAGCCACUUUCGCCUCCAGAUAACAACCACUGGUCGGAACAAAAUUAUCGACGUUAUCAUCAACCAGCAUCGCACAUGUCACCGUUAGAUUACGUAAAAAACCGGAUAGUCGAAGUGAUGCGAACAGAAGACGACAAGAAGGACAUACAAGAAACACAUUCUCAGGACAAGGACCGCAGCGUUAGUCCUGGUGACAUGGUGAUUGAUGAAGAGAAACAUGAAAAUGACUUCGGUAGUCAACAGCAAUCGGAUGCGCAACAUUUGCAGGCGCGAGCAGCUCAUCAGCAGCCUCCACCGUCCGGUUACUCCUAUUCCUACUCUCACAAAGAUUCUUCAAAUGACAAUAGAGGUAACGAGCCCAAGCCUUUGCUGUCCGCGCAGUACGAACCCCUAAGCGACGAAGAUUAGCGAUUAAGGAUGCGCGUAGCGACGCGUAAUGGUGUAAUUUUUUCCUCUAAAGGAACUUUAAAGUAAACAGUGUUAACUCUACAGGCGCUGGUAAGAGAUAUGUCGUAUUUAGAUGGUGGGCUUCACGUUCAUACGUUAUUAAAUUAAAUCAAUUUAAAAGACUGUCCUAUCUGUCCAAUCAGAAGAAUCACAUCUUUUAUAUUUACACGACAAGAUAAAUUUGACAAAACUUGUUAAAGUUGUAGUGUGAUAAACUUAGUUAGGAAGUUUAACAUACUGUAACGUCUGCCAGAACUAUUUGAAUGAAAAUGUGAAAUAUUUGAAAAUGUCGAAAAAAACAACAAAUGUUUACAUUCUGCCCUGGCACGUUGCAAAUAAUAUAUAAGAUCCAUUUUCAUAAAAAUGUCAGAGUUUUCAAAGGUAUAAUCAUCGCAAACGGCCCGAUUUCUAUUAUCACUUAAUAAUACAUAGUAAUAAUACUAUCAAAACAUUUUUCUAAUUUUUCAAUAGAUUCGGUUGAUUUUCUUAAGAUGUUUUUAAUUCACACUGCAGCGACUGCCUAACAACAAAAAGUGCACAUAUAUUUUUUUAGUAUUAUCAGAUAUACAGAACUUGAAGAUAAUUUGAAAAAUUCAGGGUGGCGCAUUUUACAUCAGUCAUAUAAUUUUGAAUCAGUCAAAUAUCUCCUAAAUUAACGAAAUAAAAGAAAACGUGUUUUAUAAAUGUAGUUGCGAAAAGGGGAAAUAUUAAAUUUUUGGUAAAUGGCGCUGCUGUUUACUGUAGCUCGUAUGUACCUUUAAUACGUUGCUAGUAAAAACUUAAUGCUGAAUGGUAUUCGAUAGUAAAAAUUAAAUCCGUUUAAAAAGUCAAAGUUGCGCCUACCUAACUUUAGGAGCAACACCUAUCAAAAUGUUCUAUUACCUUCGGUUUUCCCUUUAGUAAGCAAAACCACAACAUUUGUUGCGUUUUUAUAAUUUACGAGAUUUUUGACUGGUUCUUUUUAAAUCAGCAACUCCAUUGUGUACAUUUCCCACAUUAGGAGUUCAGAAAUAAUCGAUUUUAACGUGAAGCUAUUCCCUCAUGUGCGCAUAGUACUCCUAUACCAGCGUCUGUUUUUAUUUUUUUAUGUAUAUAGGAAUCGUAUAGGUGAUAUGUUUGUUUAGAAUAGGGGAUUAACAAAUGUUUAACAUUAAAAUACCCCCUCGUGGUGACUGUAAUUCGAGUCGAAUGUUGUACAUUUGUAAGGCAUAAGCAAAAAUACUUUGAGGCCGUCCUGCCUUUAACCUUACCCCACAUUACUUGGAAAUACAUUGUCUAAUAAUGUUCGGUGCAAAUAAUAAUAAAGUACCACAAAGAUAUUGACCUGCAAUCGAUAGUUAUAUGAUUUAGAGUUUAAUUUUGAUUUGAAAGUCCCAUAAACAGUGAAUGACUAGAAAAUGAAUUUUAUUUGUGAAUGGUUUACACUUGCACCAAAUGUUAUUAGGAAAGCAUGUUCGUACCGGUUUAUCUUUAAAUAUUAUAAUGUUACUUAUUGUGGUGUUAGCAUUAGGUUUUUAUAGUCUCGAUGUAGCUAUACUUCAUGUUGAUAUUGUGGAGUAAGGUUGUAAGUGCAGGCGUUUGUGUAGCGUCCAUAUUUAGAUUUAUUAUACAAGUUGUAAAUAAUCUGUAAACAUGGAAUAUAAGUAUCUUUUAAGUCGGAAUUAGAUUAUAAUUAAAACAUUAUAUAAUGACAAAUAUGUCUAAUUUAUUAUAAGAAUUUUUUGUUCAUGAGAGGCAGAUUUUUUUGCAUUUCUAUACGUUCUAGUUAGAUUGAUUUUGUAGAUUUUUUAAAAUAAUUUUGGUAGACAAGUCACAAUUUAUUAUUGUGUGUGUACUGCUUUGAGUACAUGUCGGUAAAGCGUGUGAAUAUGUGGAAUGCUCGGUUGUAUCAGUUUCUAAUAUAAUCUUUAUGUAGUUGUAUUUGUAUCUCAAAAUAUAAAUUUUACAGGCUUAACUAUGUGAUUUAAAACCCGACGGAUUAUGGUAAUAAUUUCCUAACAUCCCUUCUAUCCAAAUAUCUCCUAAGUAGCCACGGUCUUUAGAAUAAGAAGAGAACUGAUGGUAAGUGCAAAGUUUAAUUGCUAUGGCCGAUUUCACAAAUAGAUAACUUGAUUUAAUUCUAAAUUUCUAAGCGAUUUUGACGUCAAUGUUAAGCAAAAUUUAGAUUCGGAAGUGUUCUCACGGAAAUAAGGCGGCUUAACAUCAAAGGAUAGUUAUAUUCGCAUCGAAAUUAGAACUAGUUUGCUUUAAGAUUUGUUGUAGUAUAGCAUUGUAUAAACAAAUUAUUUGAACUUUAGCAUUGCAAAUAAAAUAUGGAAGUUUAUAGUGUUCAAAAUAUACUUUUGAUAUCAAACGUAAUUUUUGAAAUUCUAUAAAACUCCAUAUAAUAAUUACUUUCAGACAACUAUCGAAUAUUGAUCAGUUUGUAAUUUCCUUGCUAUGCAACAUGACUAGUAAAAGCAUGAUUUACAACUUUUAUAUACACGUGUUGGAUUUAACUAAGAAUUUCAAAUUGUAAAUAACUAAGUAAGUUAGUCUUAAUAUAAGAAUAAGCAAGGGGUUCCCUAAUUGUACAUAUUUGUGAAUUUUUUCAUUUCUAUGUUUUACAUGGUACAUAAUUAAGUCUGCACUUUGGCGUCUAAAGUUUAGACGAACUGAUCAUUUUUCUACACUCUAAAACAAAAUGCUUCCAGAUUUAAUGUACACGUCAAUUUUUUAGUUUGUAACUACUUUCUGAUAUUGACCUGUGUAAUUUUGUUGAAAUAAAUGAAUAUCAGUUGGA
Messenger RNA from Dendroctonus ponderosae (mountain pine beetle), 8671 nucleotides. RefSeq lists its product as uncharacterized. Lineage: Eukaryota; Metazoa; Arthropoda; Insecta; Coleoptera; Curculionidae. Bases 478 to 5850 code for a protein of 1790 amino acids. The transcript has 13 exons. The record is from RefSeq and is a predicted model, not a curated record. Gene Ontology annotation, biological process: regulation of transcription by RNA polymerase II.